AUGGCUCAUAGGGCUUUCAUACAAGUCAUAAUCACAGGAACUCAAGUUUUUGGAAAAGCAUUCGCUGAGGCUUACAGACAAGCGGCUUCACAAUCAGUAAAGCAAGGUGCUACUAAUGCUUCAAGAAGAGGAACAGGCAAAGGUGAAUAUGGUGGCAUUACAUUAGAUGAAAGUUGUAAAAUCCUUAAUAUCGAAGAAGCGAAAGGCGGCUUGAACAUGGACAAAAUCAACGACAGAUUCAACUAUUUAUUUGAAGUUAAUGAUAAAGAAAAAGGUGGAAGCUUUUAUUUACAGAGUAAAGUUUAUCGAGCAGCAGAAAGAUUAAAAUGGGAGCUGGCUCAAAGGGAAAAGCAAGCUGGGGCGAAGGCGGGGGACGCCUCAACGUCGAGACCUCCUCCAAAUUCAACAAGUCCACCUGGUGCAGAUAAAAAUGCAAGCCCCAAUCAAUAG
Molecule: messenger RNA, 450 nt
Organism: Saccharomyces eubayanus
Lineage: Eukaryota; Fungi; Ascomycota; Saccharomycetes; Saccharomycetales; Saccharomycetaceae
Gene: PAM16
Product: import motor complex subunit PAM16
Exons: 1
Coding region: 1-450 (149 amino acids)
Biological process (GO): protein import into mitochondrial matrix
Cellular component (GO): TIM23 mitochondrial import inner membrane translocase complex
Source: RefSeq, a predicted model, not a curated record